Dermacentor andersoni is the source of this 5184-nucleotide messenger RNA. Its product is annotated as centrosomal protein of 120 kDa-like. The record is from RefSeq and is a predicted model, not a curated record. Gene Ontology annotation, biological process: interkinetic nuclear migration; positive regulation of centriole elongation. Gene Ontology annotation, cellular component: centrosome. NCBI's taxonomy places the organism in Eukaryota, Metazoa, Arthropoda, Arachnida, Ixodida, Ixodidae.
AAACAGCGCUUCGCUUGAAUGUUGUUGGUAGUUAGAUGUUUCCGUCGACGACAACUAGUUUAGUGAGCUGUGAAUAUCGCCUGCAUCUUUUAUCAUUGAUGAGCCAGCAUGAACAAAAAUUAUCUCAUCGUCACUUCGAUCCUGGAAGGAAGACAUUUCCCAACCAGGCAAGGCUGUGACAUUGUGAUAGAAGCCAGCUUCGACGGUGAAGUGCUGACCACAGACCCUGUGCCACACUCCGGUCGCCCCAACUUCAACACGGAGUUGGCAUGGGGCGUAGAUCGCCGAGGUCUUCAUGUGCACAGGCUUCACAGGACACCUGUAAAGCUGCAGUGCUUUGUAGUUGAGCGCUCAUCAAGAAAGAAGGAUCGCGUAGGGUACGUGGUGCUCGAGAUACGCGGCAUUCCGGAAAGUGUAAGGAAUACAAAAUGGCAUCAGUUACUGAACAACAAAUACCAUGGAGCCAAGCCAGAGGUUCAUGUAGGGCUGCAUCUGGAGGAGGACACUGUUCCGGAUGCACCUGCUCUAGCUUCGGCAGAGCCUGCUCGAGCAGAUGUGAGGCUGCAGCGUGUGGUUGCGCAGCAGCCAGCUGACCAAGCAGCAGAAACGGACCUUGAGGACUUGACCCCCUGCCUCAAUUUGAAAGAUGGCUGCUAUGAGAUCGGCAAGCACCCCACGGCGCUGUAUGUCUUCACAGUCACCAUUGCAUUUGCUGCAAACCUCAAUCAUCUUCAAGAAUGCUCAGAGAACAAGCCGUCGACUGGCCAAGGUGGUCCAUACCAUUUCAUUUAUCACUUGCUUGGGCAUGAAGUAGCUACAGAAGCAUUUCCCAGCUUGGCAAGCCCAGAAUUUCCAGCGGAGCGAGCAUCUCUACACAUUCGUAGCAGUGAUCCUGUGCUUCGCAGAUUUUUUGCUGCUCAUCCAACUCUUCAGGUACUGCUUUCAUCCGCCGAUUCAGUGAUUGGGGAGACAGAAAUCCCUCUUGGCGACUUCUCAGCGAGCUCUCCAAAGUUCUUCGUCUCUGUGCAAGGCUUGUUUCAGCUAUCUCCUGUUCCGCACAAUGAAGCUCUGGUGAGCAGAAUUCCACACGAGUACAGGCCCAUUGUUGGUGUCCACGUUGAGAUUUCAGAAAAAGAGGCAAUAGGAGGCACUGAAAAUGAAAGAGAUGGCAGGCAGGAAGAGCCACUACCUGAGCAUCGCCCUACACACUCGCCACCACCACCCAUGCCCACAGCCACAAGGCGGGCUGAGAGCCCACAUCCUGCUUUGCAGUCACGCAGUCGAGACGUGCGGCCUCGAACACCAACACUACUUUUGCCUGAAAAGAGCCCCACGCGACAGCCAUGCAGACAUCUGGAGUUCUCACCUCCACAAAAACUUGGACGUGCUGAAAAUCAGCGGCCUGCUGCUGAUGCUGCCUCUAGCCAGGCUAGCAAUUUAAGGCCAGUGCAAAGCAGCUCUGGUUCGCGUGCACCUGAAGAUGUUGUGAGGCAACAGAGUGAAGUUAUUGAUCUGACUGAUGACAGAGACGAGGAAGAGUUUCACCAUUUCUCUCUGAUGCUGGAUAUAAGAAGCCUGGAUGUCUUAUCAACCCGUGGCAAGGCAAUGCAGUGUUAUGUGAGAUAUCACUACCCCUUCUUGGGUACCAACAAUGCUUUUCAGUCGCAAAAAUGGACCACCGUGGUGCCCAAUUUGAUAGCAACUGUUGUUGGUGGCUUCAGCACAUACAACUUUGCUGCAACACACAAGAUGGUCACGAUGGCAUUUCAAGAGCUUCCACUUAUGGUGGAGAUCCUCAGCCAAGUCGAGGGUGCUGAUAAGCUCUUUGGCACAGCUGAGGUUUCCCUGGCAAAUGUCCUGAGGUGCCCUGCUUCCACUCUCAUCAAGGACAAUGGGGCAACAGGACAAAGACGAAUGCAGACAAGCAAGGUUUCCAUUAUGGACAUCAGGGGGAAAGUGAUUGGAGAGCUUCAAGCAGUCGUAUGCCUUGAUGACCUUGGCAUUACAUCUCUUCCAUCCAGAGAGCCGCCUGGCAGCCUGGGUGAUGCAGCCAGCAGACCUCCUCCAGUGCAGGCCGCAGCAGAGUCACGAGAGCGAGAAAUCUUUAAAGUAAUGACAGAGCUGGAGCUGUGGAAGGAGCAGCAGGAGAUAAUGUUCAGAGCACGGUUAAAAGAAAAAGAGGAAGCCCAUCUCUGUGCACUUUCAGAGGAGUGGAGGCGGCAGGACUUUGAGCGAGACUCGGUUCUAAGGCGAAAGACGAAGGAGAACAAAGAACUGGAGGAGAAGCUCAAGUCUCGCUUGAAAGAGGUUGAGUCGCGUGAAAAUGCCCACGCUCGGAGAGAAGCUGAGUUCGAACAGCAAAAGUCAGACUUCCAGUUCCUGAAGACGCGCCUUCAAAAAGAAGCCAAAGAAACACUUAGGCGCUCACUAGAAGAGUAUGAGCACAUGCUGAACAUUGAGAAGAAAAAAGUUCUUGAUCUGGAAGCCGAAAAGCACAAGUUGAAGAGACAGGUUUCCGAACUGGAGGCCCAGCUCCAGGAGCGUGAAAAACUGUUGGAAGAGUUAAAGACCAGCCAGAGAGAUGCUUUCUCACAGGAGCACAAAGUCCGGAUGGACUAUGAAAAGGCGCUUGCCGAGAAGGUGGCACUAUUAAAGGAGCUGCACGAAGCAUUGCGCCUGAAAGAACGAUACAAAGAAAAGUGUAAUCACACUGAAAGCCAACUUGCGGCUUGUAAGGAACGUCUGAGGCAGACUCAACAUCAAGACCUACAAGAUCGAAAUGAUGAAGUGGAGAGGCAUUAUCAGCAGGCCAAAGCGCGUUUUGAAAGUGAUCCUGCAGCCAUGGCAACCUCUACAGGUCCAUUUUCAAACAGCCCAUCGGAUGAGGGGGCAUCAUUUGUGACGCCAGAGAAGACAUCGCCAACACAUUGCGCACCCACUGUGGAAGCUAUGCGAGAAACAUUUGGAGGAUUGCAGCUUACAGCACCAUCUCUGCAAGGUCAAAGGCGAGACCCCAGCUCACCUGUCAUGCUGGAACAGUCACCACCCGGUGCGUCAGCCUCCAGUUCCUCGUGGAUGGAGCACAUGCGGAGGCUGAUUGAGGAGCGAGACACCCUGCUCAGCUCGGGAGUUUAUAGCAAGGAGGAUGCCAUUAUUGUCGAGUUGAAUAGACACAUUGCUGACACUGUCAGAAAGCAUGUGUGAGCUGACGAAGGUCAGCAGAAAAUGCAAAUAGGAUUGUGCACAUAUUCAUCAGAUGUUUAUUCCAUGAGAAAAAAAAAAAAUGGGAUAAAAUGAUUUAUGUAUGCAUACAUGACUCAUUUACCAGCACAAACAAAUUUAUUUUAUUUGAAGUGCAUAAUGCUCUUGUACAUAAAUUUCUAUUGUUGCUAGGAGUACAUCUUUCUUUGCUUUACAAAUAGGCAGACAAAGCCUUAUAAUGCUCAGGGCAAGGUUAACAUGUAGCAGUCAAAGAGACUUUGGGAACGACUAUCAACUGAGUGUAAUUAUAAAUGUUAAAUUAUAUUUCUCACAGGUUACGUGUUAAACUGUCACACUCUGCUUCAUAAGUAUCUGCUGCCGUCCCCUUUAGCCAGGUGUAGAUACUAGUUGUGUUGGUGAGUUAAGUCUGUUAGAAGGUGUGUUCAGUUGAUGUUGCUGACAAUAUCGAAAAGGCUUGCCUUUUAGUUCUGCAUGUUAUUGUAGCAUGUUUCAGUCAGUGCUGGAAUUAUGUUCCAUUGCUGUGAUUUUUAAAAAUGUAACCGUGUGUUAUAAUAUGUGGUCAUGAUUGUCUCAGCCGAAUGUUACUGCAUAGUGUUAGCACGAAAUACACAAGUUACUGUGCAAUCUGAAUUUCUUUUUUGUUACUUAUUUAGCUGAUAACAUCAGGACAGCUCCCAUAUCAGCUCAACAGAUGUCCUGAGUGCAUCAACGUUGCAUAGUGUUUGCAUUGUUAGGAAGAGGUGGCAACCAUCAACAUACACGUGAUUACAUCAUGCAUUUCUUCUUGUUUUUUUUAAUGUGUGUGUGCAAGUUUCAAAUGCAUAUGAGUGCAUUUAAGGGUUUCACAUUGAGCCUAGAAAAGUAAUGCUUCACUGAGAAAGUCAUGACCACAUCUUCGAUGCAUGCAGUAAUAAUGUAAUGCUCUCAAAAACCAUUUCAGACUUACACGAUUGUAACCCUAUUCGCACAUUUCAAAAAUGCUUGGAUGGCUAGUUGAACUGAAAUGUUUACGAAGAAAAAUUUUGGUGAAAGUGAACACAUUUCUGCAGAUUGUGUUGUAUAAACAGGUUGGUGUACCUUCUGUAUGCUUUUUCUUUCUCUCUCUUUUUUUUUCAAGUGCAAGUUACACAUACGUACAUGUGUGAACAGCAUUAGAAGUAAUGCUUCCAUGUGGCUACAUCUUCAUUUUUCUUUCGCUUAUCAUGUGUCUGAGCAGCAUGAGUAGAUUAUUGUUAGCAUGCAGUCUUGCCGUCUACUUGGUCGAAAAUUUGAAUUUUUGCAAAGUUGCAGUGAAGAGUGUACUGCACUACUAUGAGCAAUAAGGGGGGGGGGCAGCUUCUGAAUUCUCUGCACGGUAAGAAAUCAACCAUCAUUUUUUAACAAGGAUGUGCAUUUUUGCAUUUAUAAUGCAAACUGGAAAAUAAAAUGAAGUGUAAGUGAACUGCACUUUAGGAUUCCAUGAGCAAAUUGGUGUAAUAUAAUAUACUGAUUGUAAAGUUGAUGUUUAAGGGUAUUGUAGUGUACAUACAGUGGUGCAAGGAAAACGGGUCCUAAUCAAACACCAUAAAGAAUAUUUAACUUUAAUGCAUAUUAGGGGAGUAUUUAAUUUUUAUGUAAAAUAGAAAUCAUGUCAGUUGCUUGUGUAAGUUGUUUACUUUUCUUUUGUUGAUGUAAACAGAAUUGUGCCAAGAAAAAUGAGUGCCUCUUAAGACAAAAUUGUGCUUGUACAUAUUUAUUUCAGAGGGGUGGUUUUUCAUAUGAUAGAUGUGUUCAAAGACCAGAGAUGCAAUUGCUCACACACACAGUCACAUUCUAAGCAUAUGUGAAAUCAACAAUAUGCCUUCUGUACAUGUGUAUGCUAUAUCGUUUGACAUUUCUCUGUGUCCAAAUUGAAGAUUGUAUAAAGUGGAGUGGUUUUGGGUGUGCAACUAGGUAUUUGGUGUCAGUAUAUUACUUUUUUUU